GUCCCCGCCUCCCGCGGCACGAUGGCUACCGAGCAGUGGUUCAUGGGGCCGCUCCCCGCGGGCUCUGGGGAAACGCCACCUCCAGACGUCUUGGAAUCUGGGGCACACCCCUGCGGAGACCCCUCGUGGUCGCCCUCCCCUGGCCGACCUGGGGACCCACCUGAGGUGGAGCCCGAAGACGUCCAGGGGCAGCUGCCCGAGGCCUCCACCUCUACGCCCUCCCCCGAGCCUCUGGCCCCAGGACCCAGGCCCGCCCCUCCUCGCCUACCCUUGGACACCAUGUUCAGCCCCAUCACCGAACAGUUCCGUUACCUGCUCAAGAAGGCAGAUGAUUUCCAGAGCUACUUGCUCUACAGCAGGGACCGAGUGCAGAAGGAACAGCUGGCAAAAGCCAUGCCCACCUUCUUGCAGAUGUGUGAGCCCUACUUCCUAUACCUGGAGGCAGCAGCACGGAGUGUGCCCCCCAUCUAUGGAGCUCUGCAGGAACUGAUUCGAAAGGGGCUGUUGGAGAUCUCCCAACAGUUGACCCUGCGCCUGGAACAGCUGGUCCUCAUGUAUGCCUCAUUUGGUUUUGUGGACCUGGAGGAGACUGACCCCCUAAGCAUCUCCUGUUUCUUCUGUGGGAGAUUCUCCAUCAGUCCUUCCCACGAGGUAUCCAUCUUCAGAUACUGUGCCCCUGCUGCCUACACUGCCAGCCGCUUCCCCCGAUACCUCUAUAAGAAGAUGCGCUGGAACUUGGAAAUCACCCCGGAGCCCAGCAGCCGGGGGCAAGAUUCCCAUGUGGACUACUACUUCCUCUGCUAUCGAGAUACAUGGGAAGACACAGGCAAGAGUCCGGCCAGUUCAUGCCCCCAGAUUCAGAAGCUGUGGUCCAUCGGCCGAUGGGUGCCCCUAGGACCAGCUGAGGAUGACCUUUAUUCAUGGAUAUUGUGCCCGCAACCUCCUGGGGACUACCAGCAGCUGCUGACCAUCGGCUUCGAGGAGCCGUCGCACAUGCUGGCCACCGACCUGCUAGUGCAGAUCCUCAUGGGCCAGGCAGGCACGGCUCGGCCCCUGAGCGAGGCUGGGCCCGCGGCGUGGGCCCCGCAGGGGUCUUGAACCUGGACACAG
Molecule: messenger RNA, 1110 nt
Organism: Sus scrofa (pig)
Lineage: Eukaryota; Metazoa; Chordata; Mammalia; Artiodactyla; Suidae
Gene: C2H19orf67
Product: chromosome 2 C19orf67 homolog
Source: RefSeq, a predicted model, not a curated record